Molecule: messenger RNA, 861 nt
Organism: Eruca vesicaria subsp. sativa (arugula)
Lineage: Eukaryota; Viridiplantae; Streptophyta; Magnoliopsida; Brassicales; Brassicaceae
Source: the annotation of a GenBank genome assembly
AUGGCCAAAAACUCAAAUGAUGAAACGAAAGAUAACUUGGAUGGCAAGAAACCUUCUGACUCUGCCUCAGACAUCUCAGUCCCUAUCAUCGACUUCACAGGCGUCCACGAGGGUUCACUAUCGCGUGAACGUGUCGUAGGUAAGAUCAAAGACGCUGCAGAGAAGUGGGGAAUUUUCCAGCUGAUCAAUCAUGAUAUUCCUUUAACUGUUCUUGAGGAGAUCAAAGAUGGAGUUGUUAGAUUUCAUGAGGAAGAUCCUGAGGUUAAAAAAUCUUACUUCUCGCCAGAUAACACUAAGACAUUCAAUUACCUAAACAGUUUCGAACGUGAAGAUGUGUCUGUUGGUAACUUGAGAGACAGCUUCUCGUGUUACAUGGCUCCUAAUCCUCCAAACCCUGAGGAGCUCCCAGUGGCUUGCAGAGAUGCUAUGAUUGGAUACUCGGAUCAUGUGAAGAGGUUUGGUGGUUUGAUCUUUGAACUUAUCUCAGAAGCUCUGGGUUUGAGCCCUGAGACACUUAAGAGGAUGGAAUGCACAAAGGGUUUGCAAAUGAUCUGCCAUUAUUACCCUCCUUGUUCACAACCUGGCCUAACUUUGGGCACAUGGAAACAUACCGACAACACUUUCAUCACUAUUCUUUUUCAAGAUCAAGUUGGUGGUCUUCAAGUUCUUCAUCAAGAUUGUUGGGUUGAUGUAACUCCCAUUCCUGGUGCUCUUGUCAUCAACGUUGGAGAUUUCUUGCAGAUGAUGACAAACAAUAGGUUCUUAAGCGUGAACCAUAGAGCGCUUGCAAACAAAGUUGAACCGAGGAUUUCAGUCGUCUGCUUCUUCUGCUAUCCUGCGAAUCUGAAUUCCACACCUUAA